Molecule: messenger RNA, 3004 nt
Organism: Monascus purpureus
Lineage: Eukaryota; Fungi; Ascomycota; Eurotiomycetes; Eurotiales; Aspergillaceae
Source: the annotation of a GenBank genome assembly
UGGCAGCCGAGGAGGAGAUAUAUGUCAGCCCGUACCCAUCAUCGGUGCUUGGUUGGGGCUUGCGUUCUCUUCCAUGCAUGAGCUGCUCGGUUUCCAUGGAACCGCAGCUCCAGCCUCUCUUCAGCACAUCCAUUCCAUUCGUCUUGCUUGACGCUCAAAGCCGCCGUCGACUGAGAUAAGAGGGGUCUGUGCUUGGCUUGUCGAUCCGGCUCGUUAAGCUUCCAUUCCGAUCCGGAUCUGAUCUGAUAGUCACUGCGACAAGGUUAUAAUUUCCCCAACUUUACCUUUUCGCCUUCCUCACGGGUUAGCCACGUUGCUGCCGAAACCUUGACUGGCAGUUGGAUCAACUUUGAUCUUAUUACCUUUAUUGUCGCCUCUUCCUCUUCUUCUUCUCUUCCGUCGAACCUAGGUUCGAAAGGCCUAACCCUCCAACAAUGGUCAACGGCACCGCCGCCGUGUUGGAACCCACGUUCACGGGAUAUGUCGCUACCACUCAUGAUGCCCUGAUCUUGUUUGAAGCCUGUCUCACCGGCAUCCUCCAUCAUGUCCCCCGUCGACCGCACGACCGCGAGCGCAGUCAUCUCGUCCGCAGCGGCAGCGUGUUCAUCUACGAAGAGAACUCAUCUGGCAUCAAGCGAUGGACAGACGGCGUGACCUGGAGUCCCAGCCGUAUCCUGGGCAACUUCCUCGUCUACCGCGAGUUGGAAAAGCCCUUCCCUCCCGGUGAGAAGAAACGCGCAAUGAAGAAGACCAACCGCCGACCACUGCCGUCGACGCGGCCCGGUGAGCCGUAUCCUCGCCAUGACGCCAAUGGUCAGUCCUACUCGCCAACAUCACCGACGUCCGGGCCGUUCGCAGACAGGUCCCAUCAAUCCGAAGUGGAGAGAGCGCUGGUCGGAUCUCUCGUCGAUUCCUACGGCUUCAAGGACUCGGGCUUGGUGAAGAAGACCAUGAGCGUGACGGUUUCCGGUGUGACACACCACCUGGUUUCAUACUACGCCGUGGAGGAUGUGCUGCGCGGCUCGCUCAAUCCACCCUCGAUGGUCGAGUCUCUGAGGUACAUCCGGCCUCGCGCGGAACUGACUCAGAACCAGAGCUUCCGCGCCCCCAUUGAUGAUUUGGAGACGGGUAUGGAUAAUUCCCACGACCCGUCUCAUGCCACCAUGUACAGUUACCGUCCCCAGAUGAUGGGACCUCCUGGCUAUGCUCUCGCACACCCCCAUCCCGACUUCUACCUACAUACGGCAACCUACCCAGCCAGCCAUCCUCCACAGUCUGGGCCGAUUCCAAAUUACGCGAUUGGUGCACCGAUGCCUGCCCAACCAACCGCCAACCCUUACCUUCCGGCACCGAUGCCGCAAAAUCCGGACGAGUACCCGCAACUACGAACCGCUCCGUACGGAGCUGCAUUUGAAUCGGUGAACCAAAAUGGCAUGCACUCGUCUAUCCCAGCCGCUGUUAGCACCAACGUCCCGGGUUCGCUUAGUGACCGGAGCCGUACCCACUCCGAUCACAGCCCGACCGCCUACCGGAGCUCAAUAUCAUCCAGAAGCGUUGCUACCGACAGCACGUCCCCGAUAGACCAGAGUGCAUCAUAUUCACGGGGUAGUUUCAGCCUAGCGGGACACCUGGACGGGUCCGCUCAGUCGGGCUAUGACCCUACUAUUCCACGACGAGAAUCUAAUCCAAUUUCCCCGUCCUACUACGGAGGCGAUCGACACCCGUACUAUGUUGGAGCUACUGCUGCGGGCGGCCAUCCAAGCUACGUGGCUACUCAGCCUUUGUCCGCGUGGACCACUGCCGCUCCUGCUCAGCCGCAGAUAUGAUAUUCUUCUCCAAGGAUAUCGAUAGUGUCCAAUUGAAAUGGUGCCUGAUAGUUUACCCCGACUUGAAGAACUAAUCGCAUAUUGGGCUGAACUUAAAGGGGAGAUUUAGAAGAAAAGAAAGAAAAAAAAAGUUGAAAAAAUAUGGCAGGGGGUAGAAAGAAAAGAGCCGAUGAUAAUUAUUGACGAAAGCUACGGAACGAACGCCUACUUUUACCAGGUGUUCAAGGAAUUCUUUAUUACCUUGUCUGAUGCGGAUUCUCAGGGAUCUUCUCUAUGAUGAUAUGGCUACACUGGGGCCGCUACUCUGUUUCCUUGGAUUUUUGUUUCCUUUGUCUUGUGCCCGGGAGCAACGUCGGCUUGUUAGCUUAUUUUUUACCUUUUAUUUUUAUGCCACCUGUCGUCACUGACGUGAUUAUGAACAAUGGAUAAUAUCUGGUUGACUUUGUCUGGGUGGGAUAUCUGUUAUUUGUUUACCUUGGCCGUUCUUGUGCAAUGGAGGCUCGGAAAGGCAAGACACCUCUGCUCGAGAGCGAAGAGACAUGAGUGUCCGGGCAGACGGGAGAGUCCGAGUGUCGUUAUUUUGGUAUAUUCGUGAUUGAUUUGUCGUUUUCGUUAUGGUUUGGUCAUGUCUCACGUUCUUCAGCGAGGGCAGGCGACGGCAUUCGUCUUUUUGUGUUCGAUGACCUUUUUCCUUUUUUGUCUUCAUAUUUCUUUUUUCUUUUCUUGUCUGGUGGCCAAAACCGGGUGUGCCGAUUUCGUGUUUCUGUCGUUGAUGGUUCUGGGAGUGAUUUGCUGCUAAUCCAAAAUACCCGCAUCCCAUGCUCUACGUUGACGGUUGGAUAUUGCUCCGGGGGUCAGUAUUUGCGUCUCAGGUAGACAAGGAUCAAGUAAUGGAUGCAAUAAGCGAUCUGGUUCAGUUGCUGCAAGGGCAGGGCCUAAUAGGCUCUGGUAGGGCGGCCGUUUAGCAGGCGCCAUCUAAACCGUAUCUGUAACCUUAAAUGCAUCUGCACGGCGUUAUGGCGUAAGUCCGAGAUGGAGAAAAGAGUUUGAAGGGGUUAAAGUAUUCAUAAGCAUUCAUGUUCAUUAUUCUGAGGAUUAGGGCUUGAUGCUGUUCAGGAAAACCCUUCCCUCUGGAGACACGAUGAUCAGCAAUAGGGAUGGCUCCAGAAGCAUUCACA